AUGCCCCCGCCCACGACCCGCCCCGCGCCGCUCGAGUUCGCCCUGCCGCCGUCGAAGCGUGCAAAGACCUUCCACCCCUACCUCCAGCACCCCCGCCGCAGCGCCGGCCGGCCAAUCGCCCUUUGCUGCCCCGCAGGCGUGCGCCCUUUGACCAGCCGGCUCCCAAACGGAGCCUGGGUCGGCGCAGGGUCCGAUCCCGAGACGCCCGUGUCCUGCCAAACGCGUCUGCUUGCGACCUCGCUCCCCGCGCAUCAUCGAUGUCGCCCGCAAGUCGCCCACAGCCCCUCCGCCGCGAUCGCCUUUGGCCUGCCUACCGCGCUCCCCGCCCACGCCGCCACUUGUGCCCAUGGCUAUAUACAUCCCGCCCUUGCCGCCCUUCCUCCCCCGACUGCACAUCCCUUCCUCCCCCCAUACCACCAAAUGGCCUUCCACUUCGGCCCGGACCCACUCCGCUCCGCCAUCCACACGCUCCCCGCUGACAUGGGUGGCGUUCCCGCCAAGCCCCCCUUCGACUCCGACUUUCCCGACUUUCUCUACGACUUUGAUAUCAAUGGUCAGCUGGAUCUCCCUCUUGCCCAAUCCUCUCUCACCGAUAGCUCGUGCGAUGCAGAUUUCACCUCGGACAUGAUGGCCUCCAGCGCCUUCUUCGAGGCCGAGGACCAGCUCGCCAGCUGGGACUUCACGUCUGGUCCCAUCUCCGCGAACCCCUCGUCGCCCAUCUCGCGCUCCGCGUCUCGUUCCAGCUGCGGAUCCGCCUCGUUCGACACGGACAGCUCGUCCCCCUACCCCGAAGACUAUCCCACGCCGUCAUCUGACAGCACGGUUACGACCCCCACGCCGAACGAACCCGUCGUCGGAUUGGCCUCCGCCCUCCACCCUGCGUCGUUCCGCCACGACUUCGCAUUCACUUUGGAGCCGAAGCCGAAAGACCACUUCACGCACGCGCUCUCUUACGUCCCAGGAUCCGCGCCGCUCUCUCCGAGUGGUUUCUCGUUCGACUUCGGUUCCUUCACUCAGCAGCUCUCGCCGCCACUCUACCCCUUCGCCGCCCCCGUUGCCCCCACCUUCGUCGACGCGCGUCGACACAGCGAGCCCGCGACGCUCGGCUCUGCCCAGCUCCCGUUCCUCGUGCCCGCGCACCAAGAGGUGCCGGCGCCAUCGCCAACCGCCGUCGCCGCCACGCGUCCGAUCGCAGAUCAACCCCGUCCCGUGUCGACGGCAGCCCGUUCCGCACUCGCACACGCAUCUGCACCUCAGCCCACAUCGUUCGCUCCCUCGGCGCUGACGCUGGUCCUGCCACCGCCGCCAUCGAUUGCGCCGCAUCAGACGCAAUUGCUGGAGAUCAAGAGCCCACGGCCCGUGCGGGGCUUCAAGCCGCCCAUCCUGCUCUCGGCGAUGCACUACGACCCCAAAGAUUUUGUGCGUCGGAGGUCGGAGCCGAUCCUGCCCCUGCGGGAGCUCGACGUCGUGAGUCAUCUCGCGCUGGACGCGGCGGCGGAGGAGGAGGAAGAGGAGGCGGAGACGAUGGAGGUCGAGGAGGAGCUCGCGUGCAAGGAGGAGGAGGUCGAAGAAGAGUUGCCGAUGUUCGUCGACAACAGCGACGCUGGCCUCGACUCGUGGAUGAGCCUCGAGCAGGACGGGUCGCUGUUCGACUCGAACUUCUCGUGGUACAAGUCUGAAGAGCUGCAGCUGCCGGCGCUGGCGCUCCCCUCAGAGCAGCACCCGUUCAACGACGUGCUGGAAUGGAACUACGGCGUCGCCGCCGCGGAGAUGUCGGCCGUGCCGCGUCUCGGCUGGGGCGCUUAG
Messenger RNA from Epithele typhae, 1806 nucleotides. RefSeq lists its product as uncharacterized. The transcript has 2 exons. NCBI's taxonomy places the organism in Eukaryota, Fungi, Basidiomycota, Agaricomycetes, Polyporales, Epitheliaceae. The coding region runs from base 1 to 1806 and encodes 601 amino acids. The record is from RefSeq and is a predicted model, not a curated record.